Messenger RNA from Asterias rubens (European starfish), 1782 nucleotides. Its product is annotated as tripartite motif-containing protein 45-like. Gene Ontology annotation, cellular component: chromatin; nucleoplasm. The transcript is spliced from 4 exons. Gene Ontology annotation, biological process: positive regulation of DNA-templated transcription. The record is from RefSeq and is a predicted model, not a curated record. Gene Ontology annotation, molecular function: zinc ion binding; ubiquitin-protein transferase activity. The coding region runs from base 203 to 1564 and encodes 453 amino acids. Lineage: Eukaryota; Metazoa; Echinodermata; Asteroidea; Forcipulatida; Asteriidae.
GGCAACACGUGCACCGCGCUCAAUUUCUGUCAGCAGGGCUGUAGACUCGGGUGGUGUUCCGUACUGGAUUGUGAGUUUUGUAUGUAAUGGUAUGCAAAACCUCGAUAAAAUCCGGAUUAUUUUUUACUUUGACAGUUGAGUUGGAAGAAGCUGUGUCUCCGUGUGAUUUGAAAGGUAGUUGAGGAGAAACAGAAACUCAAAGAUGGCGAACUUCUCAUCUUCAAGUUAUGACGCUGCUAAGCUGGAAUGUCCUAAGUGCGAUCAGCAGUUUAAGGAUCCGAAGAUCCUACAUUGUCUGCACAGUUUUUGUAAAAACUGUUUGUGUAAAUCCGAUGGAGCUACAAAAGUCAUCGUCUGCCCACUCUGCUCUCGAGAAACCAAAGUUGAUCUCGUCGAUAAACUCAAGUCAAGUUCCCACCUCGUGGAAAAACUUAAAGGUUUUAGAAUCCAGGAAGAAGUGACGAAAAGUCCAAAGACAGAGCUUAUUUGCAGAGCAUGUUUAGCGACGGGCAACGUAGCAUCCAGGUGUCUUGACUGCAGUAUGUAUUUGUGCAUGAAUUGUAAGAUAGUUCAUGGCAACAUCCCUGCUCUGUCUCAACACAAAGUGGUAUCUCUUGAUGACCUUAGUGGUGGUAAGGGUCUCAAGACACCAAGGAAGGAGUGGGUACGCUUGUGCACUGAGCACCCCGGAGAGAAGUUGAAAUUCUGCUGCCAAACUUGUAAACAGUGGGCCUGUAGAGAUUGCAGAAUUGCCAAGCACGAUAGUCAAAACCAUACAGUUGUGGACAAUGAUCUGUACAACUCAAAAUGUCGAAGUUGGAUUAAAGAAUGUACAGCAAGCCUUGAGAAAGCUGUCACAAGGUUACAAUCCAUGUCGGAAGCCUUUGCCCUUCAAGCAGUCCCAGAAUUUAAAACUCAUGCUGAAAUCCUGAUUAAGACAGUGAACGAGUCCGCCAGCGAGUAUCAAACGUACAUUGACAGCCAAAAAAUGCGUCUCAUCCAGAAAAUUGACAGAGUGUACCAGGAGCAGAGAGUGACGCUUAAUCGCUGCGCAGUGAAGGUCGACACUGCUAUGUGGGAAAUGCGUCAUGCCAUAGACACAGCCAAUGAAGUCGCCAAUGUGUCGUCAGACGAAGAUUUCGGUCAUUUACAGGCAAUCGUCAAGGACGAAUUGUCCACACUUCUUAAGAGAAAGCCUUCAGACUUCUACCAUGGGCUACCCCUCAUGAAGGUUGUAAAGGUACGGAAACGUCGAGUACCAUGGCUAUUUGGUCAAGUGGAGUUGGGGGGCAGAGUUGCCUUAUUACCACCACCGACGAAGAAACAAGGAACGGGGCUGGGGCACGGUCUUGGGACGUUCGGAUCCACUGUCACCUCACUACAUCCAGAGAGUGGAGCCGAGCAAGCUACUGUGGUAGACAACUCAAUAACUUCUGUUCCAGCUUUUUUCAAGGAAAAAGAUCAAGAAGUGCCAGGAGUCAAAAGAGAGCAGAUCGCCAACAGCAAAGCGUCCACGCAGGUAGUUGAAGCAAGGAAGGUGAAGCGUCGUAAAACAAGACGCUGAGGGAAAAUAAUGUACUGAGCACCCUUCAGGAAUCGCCGACGACGCAUCAGUGGUAUCAGCGGGGUUUCGUUGACGUACAGUUUAAGGCACUGGACACUAUUGAUAAUUGUCAAAGACCAGUAAUCUCACUUUGUGUAUCCCAACAUAUGCAUACAAAAACAAACCUGUGAAAAUUUGAGCUCAAUCGGUCAUUAAAGUUGCGAGAGAUUACUAAAAGU